Messenger RNA from Mus caroli (Ryukyu mouse), 1958 nucleotides. Its product is annotated as sororin. The record is from RefSeq and is a predicted model, not a curated record. Gene Ontology annotation, cellular component: nucleus. Lineage: Eukaryota; Metazoa; Chordata; Mammalia; Rodentia; Muridae. Gene Ontology annotation, biological process: positive regulation of exit from mitosis; mitotic sister chromatid cohesion; mitotic metaphase chromosome alignment.
GCUAGACGUAAAGCCUGUAACGACAAAUGCGGAUGGUCCGCCUCCGGCCUGUAUCACUUCCGCUUUCUCGCCAUCAAGGCGGGCAAUUUGAACGUUUGAAGCAGCAAAGUUCCCGGUUGGCGCGAGCCUGAGUAGGCGACUGCGGCGGAGACUGAGCCCGACCGUACACAUGGCGGAGCGGCGAACACGAUCCGGAGGGGCUGCCCAGCGGUCUGGGCCCAGGACUCCACUUACUAAGCCUUCGAAGUCGUCCAAGCGGAAAUCUGGCUCAGAUCUCCCGAACUCGUUCCCUGAAGUCUGGCCGAGGACAACUCCAGCGGCUCCAGUCAGAAAGGCCAUCGUCUUGAAGAAGAUCGUAGCUCAUACAGUAGAGGUCCCAGAUGUCCACACGGUUCGAAGAAGUCCUAGGAUCUCUUUUAUUUUGGAAAAAGAAAACAACCCUCCGCUCAAGGUGCCCACUAAAGAAGACCUCUUCAAGACUUGUAGUGUCCCUGGUACUCCCUCCAGCACCCCCGUGCUGUACACUCAGAAUGUUGAGCCUGACUCUGGAGAAGCGGAGCUGGACACCAGAGACCUGGAAAUGUCUCAGAAAGUCAGGCGGUCGUACAGUCGGCUGCAGAGCCUCGGCUGUGCCUCAACCUCCACCCCUGGCCGCCGAUCCUUCUUUGGCUUUGAGGGACCUGACGACUUGCCUGGAGUCUCACCUGUCGUGUGUUCAAAGUUAAUCGAGACCCCAAAGGCACCUGCGAAGGACUUGGUUCCAGAUAGGACGAAGGACUUGGUUCCGGAUAGAACGCUCCCUGGAAUCUCUCCCCCAGUUGUGAAAGAGAAACGAAAGAAGAAGGUUCCUGAAAUCGCGAAAUCAGAGCUGGAUAAGUGGGCUGUGGCCAUGAAUGCUGAAUUUGAAGCUGCUGAGCAAUUUGAGCUUCUGAUUGAAUGAGAUGAACUGGGAUGCCCGUCAUUAAGUGGGGUGACUUGGCUGGCUCUCCCCUCUUCCUGUACAUACUGCCUUUUGAGUAGAGCAGGAUAUGUGGGGUCCCGGCCUCUUGUUAUAUUGUGUCUCGUUGCCCUGGACUGUCUACCUCUACAGCGUUGGUGAGAAUCCACUGCUCUGAACCAGAACUGUCAGAAACAGGGUUAGCCAUGGGCUGUCUCUCUGUUGCAUUCAGCCACCAACCAGUAGAGAGGUUUUGUGUUCUGCUUUGGUUCUGUAGAGUUGAGAGAUCUCAAAGACCAGGGAGACCGUUAAAUGCUUAAGGGAGGAUUUUUACAUUGAAUCUCUGGAGUCCGGGAUAUGAAAGGGAGGAAGCAUAAUUGGUUUUUAGCACAGUGACUUAUGUAGGAACUGGCCCGUGUCUGUGCUCUGCUGUUGACAUUGGUGAACGGGGUGCUGCUGCUUACAGCAAAGUGGCUACACUUGAUAGUGUGGGCCUCAGAUGCACCAGUGUAAGCUUUAUAGGCUCUGCUUUGACCUCUUUCCUCGCCCACAUCUGUUUCUUUGAAUACAAGCUGCGUGGCCUCAGCUCUGGACACCAUGUCACCUCAUCUCUCACCUACUAAACAGCUUUUGCUGUGAGCUUAAAACUAUUGCUCUCAUGUGAGACCCCAUUCCUGGGGUUGCUGGGAACGAAAGUGGAUGUAUCAUGGUUUCUAAGGUGCCUGCCUGCCUGCCACCUCUCAGUCAUGGCAAAAGCUGUGCUUUAAAGGCCAUUGGCCUUCCAACCUUUACAAGUUCAUGAGAACAGAAGCUGGGGGGAAUGAGAACUCAGGUAAACUCCUGCUCCACCAGGGUGGCUUAGUGGAUCACUCCUGCAGGCUCAGUCCUCAGCCAUUCCUGUGGGCCUCGAGCUGAAUCAUGCUGAAUUGCUACCAUCACUGCAGACCUACCUGCCUGUGAGGAACUAGUGUGCAGCCUAAGGGAAAGGUGGCUUGAUCUCAAAUAAACUGUGUAGAAGUCU